UCUUACAAGCACAUUCCUUACCAUAAGUUACUUUGCAUUUCUAUUUUAACCAGUGGAGGGCUUUCCUUGUCCCCAGUGGAAGCAUGAAUGAGAGUGUCAGAUUUCUUGAUUACUGGCGCUCACAGCAUGCUGACUAAAAGACAGUUUGAGCGUGGUGAUUGUCAGGGAAGGAAAAGGAGCAGAGCUGUGCUGAUCUGCAGGGAGAUACUUCCAGACUGGAGAGAAAAAAGCCCACGAGGAUGAGCAGGGUCACUUUCUUUGAGGUGGAGAUCCUGGAUCCGAAGACAAAGGAGCAGCUCUGUUUUCUGGACAAGGUAGAACCUAAUGCUACUAUUGGAGAAAUCAAGUGUAUGUUUCACAGAGCUUACCCUCAGUGGUAUCCAUCAAGACAAGCCCUUAAACUUGAUCCUAAGGGGAAAACAUUAAAAGAUGAUGAAAUUCUCCAGAAUCUCCCUGUAGGCACAACAGCAACCUUCUAUUUCAAAGACUUAGGUGCUCAGGUUGGCUGGACGAUGGUUUUCCUGUGUGAAUAUGCUGGCCCUCUCUUCAUAUACCUGCUCUUUUAUUUCCGGCCUCCAUAUAUCUAUCAACAUAGGCAUGCAUUCACCUCAAGCCCAUACCCAGUUGUAACCCUGGCGUGUGUGUGUCAUUCAUUUCAUUAUGUCAAGAGGCUCAUAGAAACAAUAUUUGUACAUCGAUUCUCCCAUGGGACAAUGCCUCUUCGGAGUAUCGUGAAGAACUGCAUUUAUUAUUGGGGAUUUGCUGCGUGGCUGGCUUAUUACAUCAACCAUCCUCUCUACACUCCACCCUCUUAUGGAAAUAAACAGGUCAACUAUGCACUGGCACUGUUUACACUCUGUGAACUUGGCAACUUUUCUAUACAUUUAGCUCUUAACAAUUUGAAAGGUGAUGGUUCAAAGACAAGAAAGAUUCCUUAUCCAACCAAAAACCCAUUCACUUGGCUUUUCUUCUUUGUAUCUUGUCCAAAUUACACCUAUGAGGCAGGAGCCUGGCUCGGCUUUACAAUUAUGACUCAAUGCCUUCCAGUUGCACUUUUCACACUUCUUGGCUUUAUUCAGAUGACCAUCUGGGCCAAAGGGAAGCACAACACCUACAUUAAAGAAUUUAAAGACUACCCUGACAUCAGGAUGCCUAUUAUUCCAUUUUUACUGUAACAACAGAAGAAGCUCUGGCUUAAAAGUAUAAAUAAAUGCCACCAAGUGUGACCUGUGUCUUCAAAAAGGCGACUCGUACAAGGCUUUCCAAAGUUAUAACACUGCUGCAUUGUGAAUAAAUAACGAACCAGAAAUGA
Messenger RNA from Polypterus senegalus (gray bichir), 1312 nucleotides. Its product is annotated as very-long-chain enoyl-CoA reductase-like. Gene Ontology annotation, biological process: very long-chain fatty acid biosynthetic process. Gene Ontology annotation, molecular function: oxidoreductase activity, acting on the CH-CH group of donors. The coding region runs from base 240 to 1175 and encodes 311 amino acids. The record is from RefSeq and is a predicted model, not a curated record. The transcript has 13 exons. Lineage: Eukaryota; Metazoa; Chordata; Cladistia; Polypteriformes; Polypteridae.